AUGGCCGUCCUCCCCGUCUUCCUCAACGCCUUCGCGGAGCACCAAGAGGUGUUCAUGCUCCCCCCGGACGGCGCACGCACACCCUUGCCCGUGCCCAACUCGACGCACUCCUUCUGGAUCAACACUCCAGGCGCUAACCCGCUCGCGAAGGAGGGUAGCGAGGGCCCCCUCACCGCGGAUGCGGACAUCGCCAUCAUCGGCUCGGGCAUCACUGGAGUCUCAGCGGCGUACCACAUCUCGCGCCUACUUGCUGAGACGGGCGACACGGGGAAGCCGCUCACGGUCGUCGUCCUCGAAGCGCGCGAUUUCUGUUCCGGUGCAACAGGCCGAAACGGCGGCCACCUCACCGCGAACAUCUUCCAGGAUUUCGCCGUAUACUCUUCCCUGCAUGGCACAGACGACGCGAAGCGCGCCAUCGCGCUCGAGACGCGCACCGUCUCCGAGAUCGUCAAGAUCGCGAACGAGUCCGGCAAGACGGACGCGCUCGACCUCGUCUCCGGCGGGCGCAACCACCUGCUCUUCACCGACGAAGAGGUCGCCGAAGCCGACCUCGACUACGCGACUGCGAAGGCGGCCGGGGUCGACCUCACCGAUGUCGAGUUCUUGACCAAGGAGCAGGUGAAAGAAAGAUACGGCGCCUCCUACCCGAGCGUCCGCACCCCCGGCUACAACAUCUGGCCGCUCAAGCUCGUCUCGCACCUCUACACCACCGCUCUCUCCACCGCCGCCAACUCCUCCGCGUUCUCCCUCGCCCUGCACACCAACACGCCCGUGACCGCGCUCACCCCCAUCUCCGGCACCUCCUCCUCCCCACGCCGCUGGAACCUCACCACACCGCGCGGACCCGUCGCCGCGACGUACGUCCUGCACGCCACGAACGCGUACGCCUCGCACCUCCUCGCGCACAUGCACGGGCCCGACGGCAUCGUGCCCUCGCGCGGGCAGAUCAUCGCGACGCGCGCUGCGGUGCCGUCCUCCGUGCUCACCACGUCUGCGUACACGGGCAACGUGGGCUUCGAGUACUGGUUCCCGCGCCCGGUCGAGGCGGGGCAGGAGAAGCCGCUCGUGAUCCUGGGCGGCGGGCGCGAGGCGACGAAGCCGAAGUUCGAGCUCUAUGUCGCGGACGACUCGGUGGUGAACCCGGGCGUCGGGGAGGCGCUGCGCAAGUUCUUGCCGGUGGUGUUCCCGGGCAAGUACGAGGCGGACCAGAAGCCGGAGAUGGAAUGGACCGGAAUCAUGGGAUACACGAAGACUGGGGACCCCUUCGUUGGACCCGUCAUCGACCCCGCGCACCCUGACGCUCACAAGGGGCAGUACAUUUCCGCGGGGUACACCGGACACGGCAUGCCCCGCGCAUUCUCAUGCGCGGAGGCCGUCGCGCAGAUGAUAGUGGCAGACAUCCAGGGCAAGGAGUGGGAGGUCCCGGAGUGGCUUCCGCGGCACCACCUCACGCAAAACCGGCUCAACGAGUAA
Molecule: messenger RNA, 1473 nt
Organism: Trametes versicolor FP-101664 SS1
Lineage: Eukaryota; Fungi; Basidiomycota; Agaricomycetes; Polyporales; Polyporaceae
Product: FAD dependent oxidoreductase
Exons: 7
Coding region: 1-1473 (490 amino acids)
Cellular component (GO): cytoplasm
Molecular function (GO): oxidoreductase activity
Source: RefSeq, a predicted model, not a curated record